AUGGCUACCGAGAUGCUAGAGAACAGCUUAUCGCUAUCCAUGGUCCCGCCAAUCGGGCUUCAUGUAAGGGAUCUCUCCAUCAUUGCCUCCAAGACAGACACCGUGCUGGUCAAUUCAUUCUCUUUGGACCUCCCCAGUGGGUCUGUGAUGGCUGUCAUGGGUGGGUCAGGGUCUGGGAAGACUACGUUGUUGAAUGUCCUGGCGUCCAAGAUAAGCGGUGGACUGAAGACGGACGGGGAUAUACAUUAUAUCUUGGAGGAGAAACCACAGAGGGACAGUGAGCAAGAGCAGGAAGUGCAAGAUCAUGUGAAAAUGGCAUAUUUACCACAACAGGAUGUUCUUUCAGCUAGGUUGACAUGUAGAGAAACACUAAUGUAUGCGGCUGAUUUAAAAUUGGAUCGAUCCAAAGAAGAGAAGAAAUUAGUAGUGGAUCAGUUGAUUCAUGAACUGGGGUUGAAAGACUGUGCAGAGACGCUCGUGGGAGAUAAUACACAUAGGGGACUCUCGGGUGGAGAGAAGAGACGUCUAUCAGUCGGGACUCAAAUGAUUUCAAACCCUUCGAUAAUGUUCUUGGAUGAACCCACCACGGGACUGGACGCUUAUUCAGCAUAUCUUGUCGUUAAGACUUUGAAGAAAUUAGCAAAGGAGGAUGGAAGAACGUUCAUCAUGUCCAUUCAUCAACCAAGAUCAGAUAUCUUAUUUUUGUUGGAUCAAGUUUGUAUCCUUUCCAAAGGGAAAGUCGUCUAUUGUGACAAGAUGCCAAAUACUAUACCUUAUUUCGACAAACUAGGAUAUAAAGUACCGCAACUAGUUAACCCUGCUGACUAUUUCAUUGAUAUAUCCAGUGUAGACGGAAGAUCAGAUUCCGCUCAAGAUGAAACGUCAAAACGAUUAGAAUCAUUAGUGGAAGCAUGGAAAGACUACGAAACAAACACAUUGAAUUUUAAACCGGUAGAUACCUCCAGAGAAAUUGAAGUGGAAAAUAUGUCCAAUCAAUUAUCAUAUUGGAAACAAGUUGCAGUGUUGACAAGAAGGAACUAUAAAUUGAAUACCAACGAUUAUGUAACGCUCAUAGCAACGUUUGGUGAACCUAUAGUCAUGGGUGCCAUUGUGGGAUGGGUUUAUUAUAAACCUGAUAAGACUACCACAGGUGGCUUAAGAACCAUAACGUCUUGUUUAUAUGCGUCCGUGGUGGUUCAAUGUUAUCUAUAUCUUCUUUUCGACACAUACCGUCUAUGUGAACAAGAUAUCGCACUCUAUGAUCGUGAAAGAGCUGAGGGAUCUGUUACUCCCGUGGCAUUUAUGACAGCAAGAAAAUUAUCGUUAUUUUUUUCUGAUGACAUUAUGAUGAUACUGUUAUUCACAUCGAUUACUUACUUUAUGUGGGGGUUGGAGGCAAAUGCUGGUAAAUUUUUCUUCCAAUUUUCCAUUAAUUUCUUAUCACAACUAUGUUGUUCAGGAUUAGCUAUGGUUUCUGUAGCAGUAUCUAGAGAUUUCUCAAAGGCAUCUCUAGUGGGUAAUUUAAGUUUUACCUUAUUAUCAAUGAGUUGUGGGUUCUUCGUUAACGCUAAAGUAAUGCCCGUUUACGUGCGUUGGACGAAAUAUAUAGGGUUCACUUGGUAUGGGUUCGGUACUUUAUUGUCGAAUACAUUUUCAGAUAAUUUUUGUACUUCAGACGAUCCUGAAUCCUGUAUGGGGAAUGAAAUUGUGAAAACGUUUGGGUUCCCCCUUCAUUGGAAAACAGUACCAGCAGUCAUUCUAUUCUGUUGGGUUAUUGGAUACUAUGCUGUGGCCUUGCUUAUAUUAUACAUUAAUAAAGUGGAUAUUACCCUUCAAGGUGAAAUUAAAUCUAAAACAAAGAAGAUAUCCAAGAAAGAUGAAGCUACAAAAGAAAGUUUGGAUCCAUUUGCAAGUUUGACAAAGGAAACUGAUAUAGAUAUCGAGUCAAGAAGUGGAUCCACUUCAGAAAUUACAAUUACAUUGAAAGAUAUUGAUUUAGAAGUUGACUAUUUAACGUUUUUCAGUGAUAUCAAAACAGGAUUAUACCACCAUCAGUCAAAACAGAUUUUACAAUCUAUUAAUGCUACAUUUAAACCUGGGAUGAUCAAUGCCAUUAUGGGACCGUCAGGUUCAGGUAAAUCCACCCUAUUGAAUUUAGUGUCAGGUAGAAUUGAAUCAUCAUUCUUUGCCAAAUUUGCAACCACUGGAUCCAUUAUGUUUAAUGAUGUUCAAAUUUCGGAGGAAAUGUUCAAAAAUGUUUGUUCAUAUGUAUCACAAGAUGAUGAUCAUCUGUUAGCCAAAUUGACAGUUCGUGAAACUUUUAAAUUCGCAGCUGAUUUAAGAUUACAUAACUUAACUGAAGAGCAAAGAGUUAUAAAAUCAGAUGAAUUGAUUAGAGCGUUAGGUUUAAAACAUUGUGAGAAUAAUAUUAUUGGUAACGAAUUUAUUAAAGGUAUUAGUGGUGGGGAAAAGAGAAGAGUCACAAUGGGUAUCCAAUUAUUAAAUGAUCCACCAAUCGUUCUAUUAGAUGAACCAACAUCAGGUCUAGACAGUUUUACAUCCGCAACAAUUUUGGAAAUCUUAAAGAAAUUAUCAGUAGAGUAUGGUAAGACAAUUAUUAUUACCAUUCAUCAACCAAGAUCUGAAUUAUUUAAACAAUUUGGUAAUGUGCUGUUACUAGCUAAAUCUGGUAGGACUGCAUUUAAUGGAUCGCCAAAUGAAAUGAUUGAAUAUUUUGCAUCAUUGGGUUAUGAUUGCCCCGAAUUUACUAACGUUGCCGAUUUCUUUUUGGAUUUAAUUUCCAUUAAUACUCAAAAUGAUCAAAAUGAAUAUACUUCUAAGACUAGAGUGGAAAACAUUUUGACAUCAUGGAAGGAACAUUCAAAUAGAUACUCAUUUAAUACACCAAUGGACGAGAAAAAUGAAAUGUCUCAUGAGACAUUUUUACUCGAAUAUGGUGAUUGUGUAAGGAAACCAUGUGCCUCAUGGCUUGCAUACGUUGUAAAUGUGAGGAGGCAAUUCAUAACGACAACAAGAAAUUUUGAUUCUUUAAUGGCUAGAAUUGCACAAAUCCCGGGACUUGGUGCUAUAUUUGCAUUAUUUUUUGCUCCAUUGAAGCAUAACUAUACGAGUAUAAGUAAUAGAUUAGGUUUAGCCCAAGAGUCGACAGCAUUAUAUUUUGUUGGUAUGCUUGCCAAUUUGGCAUGCUAUCCAACUGAAAGGGAUUAUUUCUAUACUGAAUAUGACGAUAAUGUCUAUGGUAUUGGUCCAUUUUUCCUGGCAUAUUUGACAUUAGAGCUACCACUUUCCCUGUUGGCGUCAGUAAUGUAUGCAGUGUUUACUGUCCUUGCCUGUGGGUUACCAAGAACUGCCGCAAAUUUCUUUGUUACAGUGUACUGUUCAUUUGUGGUAACAUCAUGUGGUGAAGCACUUGGAAUUAUGACUAAUACAUUCUUUGAAAGACCUGGUUUUGUGGUUAAUUGUAUAUCGGUCAUCUUAUCCAUUGGUACUCAGAUGUCUGGUUUAAUGUCGCUACACAUGCCUAGGGUGUUGAAAGGGGUAAAUUAUUUGAAUCCUGUUGGAUACACCUCUGCAAUUAUCAUCAACUAUGCAUUCCCUGAAUCAAUGAAACUGACUUGUAAUGACGGAGGGAUGAAUCCUGAUGGAACAUGUCAAAUGCCGAAUGGGAAAUCCGUCUUAGAAGCAUAUGCUUUGGUAGCAGAUACUCAAAAAUAUCUGGGAGUUAUCAUUUGUGUUGCCAUUAUCUAUCGUCUCAUCGCAUUUUUUAUCCUAAAGGCUAAAUUAGAGUGGAUAAAAUGGUGA
Naumovozyma castellii is the source of this 3822-nucleotide messenger RNA. RefSeq lists its product as uncharacterized. Lineage: Eukaryota; Fungi; Ascomycota; Saccharomycetes; Saccharomycetales; Saccharomycetaceae. The coding region runs from base 1 to 3822 and encodes 1273 amino acids. The record is from RefSeq and is a predicted model, not a curated record. The transcript has a single exon.